CAAUGAAAUGUCAGGGUCGUCAGGGUUUACCAUACACAACUUGCUGCAACUAGACGGUCAAAUAAUUCAGUUAAGCUGAUGGUCGAAUCUGACUAGUUGCCGCAAGAAGAAAUAUAUACCGUGGUCCAUCCAACAAUUGCUAGGUGUAGAAUUUGGUUGAUUACCGUGGGUGUUGUAUAUGUGACAAUUCCAAAGAGUAACGAUUUAAUGCAUGGUGCGUAGAGUGCAAAGAACGCAAAGAAUGUUGAGGUAUAGGAAUGUUACGUCGCUCUUCAAGGUUGUUGAUGGAAGCUGUUCAGAAUAAUGUUAAGACAAAUAGUGGAUGUGUAACAAAGCCAAUAAGUACAGAUACGUUGGUGGUGAAACAUGAUGAUGUGAACCAGUUGUUUUACAUCCAGCUGGACACUGAUGUUGCUUUCAUUCAGUAUGAUAAAUAUAACAGUAUUUUAGAUUAUUAUGAAACUCAAGUACCACCAGCUAUCCGGGGGAAGGGUAUAGCUAAGAUCUUGGCAAAGGCUGCAUUUGACUAUGCUGUGAAAAAUGAUCUAAAAAUGAAAGUUACGUGCACCUACUUACAGAAGUACCUUGAAGAACACGCCUCACCAGAGUACACAAGCCGAAUUGUUGAGUAAACACAUGUUUAAUUCACUGAUUUGGAGUACAUGAAAUUAGUGUCAAGUCAAGAGAUAUGUAAUUUACCUGCGAAUAUGGAGGAGAAAGACUUGAAAGCCAAGGUCCACUAUUACUGUCGAGAAAAGCUGUAUCAUGCAAUGCAAACUGCUGCUCUUGAUGGCCUACGCAAGUAUCCAGGUGACGUCACAUUUCGCCUGUACAAUGGAUUAUCACUGGUACUGGGACGUCGUAUACAGGAAGGAAUUCGAGAAUUGGAACCACUUCAGACUGACCAGGAUGUUAUGCUGGGCAGUAUACUGGCACUAAUAUUUGCACACCGACAUUGCAGUGUUGUGGACAGGGAAGCGCUUGCUCAGCUGGAUUCACGACUUAAAGAAGAACGCAAGCGUGCUGGUGAGAUGGGACUGUAUCAUGGUGCAGUAGUUCUUUUCCAUACAGGUAAACCAGAGAAAGCUCGUGAGUAUGCUGAUAGGCUUCUCAAAUCUAAUUCCAAUUCUCCAGAUGGACUUGUAAUUAAGGGAUGGAUUGAAAUGUAUGCUGGGAAGGAAGGCAAGGUCAAAGAUAUUCUUCAGUACUUUCAGUCAGCCUUGGAACUCAGUCCAGGCAAGAGAAAUAUUGAUGCUAUGUUUGGUAAAGUUCGUUUUCAGGAGCUUCAGAAUGACUUUGAAGGUGCAAUUGGUCUUCUUAACCAACUGGUAGUGAGGUUUCCUGCAUUUUCUCCGCCUUUGGUGGAAAAAAUGAAAAACCAGCUUGCAUUACUGGACUGGGAUCAGGCUAUUGAGACAGCAAACAGAAUUCUAGCAGCAGAGCCCCACUGCUUGGAGGCUCUGAAAUUAAAGGUUCUUAUACUUACUUGCCGAGAAGGAAAUUAUGAAGAGGCAAGUCUGAGCUUGCGACGUUUCUACAGUGAGAUGGAGAAAUCUGAACCUAAGAAUGCUGAUUUAUUUGUGGAAAAUGCUCAGCUAUUUUCAAGGGUGUGUGGACGAAAUGAGGCUAUUCUGGCUGAGACAUACCGCUUCGCUGAGAGAGCCGCUCAACUGGAUCCAUCCAGCGCCGACUUUAUGACAGAGUUGGGUUAUCAGUGUUUAUUGCAGGGCAAGAUCAAAGAGGCUGUAAGACUGUAUCGUAGUGCCACCAAAGUGGACGAUUCAUCUGUAUCAGCAUUAAUGGGGUUGACAUUAUGCCAGUUGAGUGAGAGUGGAGCUAAUGAUCAGGUGCGCCAACAGGUGGAGUUCCUUCGAGAAGUAGAGGGUGCUCAGUCAACCCCCAGAUUAUUACUCAUGUCAGCAAGGCUUAUUUCUCAUGAUGCUGAAAAAGCUGUUGGAUAUCUGAACGAGGCUGUUGAAACUCAUUUCAGGACCUUGCGCACUUUACCGUAUGGAUUUAAAUACUUGAGGACUCUUGAUCCAGAUUUUUUGCUUCAGGUUGUGAAAGAAUAUCUGAUAUAUGCCCCAGUUUCAUCUUCAACUGUUGCUGCUGGUGGUGCAGCACCACUGCAACAAGGUCAGCCAUUACCAGUGACUGUGAAGCAGAGCUUGACAAUUCUGGAAGCAGUGAGCAAGGCUUGUCCAGGUCACCCAGAAGCACUGUACCAACUUGCAUAUGUUCAGUUCCUGAGUGGAGACACUAAAGCUGCCUCUGUGACUUUACAGCACAUCUUGGAUGAUGUAGAUGCAACUCGUGCUGAUGCACAUCUGCUUAUGGCACAAAUUCUAGUUCAACAAGGCCACUACCAGCGGGCAGCACAUAACCUAGAAGCAGGGCUUAGUUACAAUUUCAAAGUCCGUGAAUAUCCCUUAUACCACCUCAUCAUGGCACUGGUACAGAAACAGCAAGGAAAUAUUAAGGAAUGCAUACAGACUCUGCAGACAGCCAUGUCUCUUAGUGGUUUGAAACCAGGAAGUGGAAGUCGGGUUCGGACUGGAGGUGGGUCACCUGAACUCUCCUUGCCUGAUAAGGCAUCUCUGUACCUCGAACUGGUAGAGGCAUAUAAAUCAGCUGAACAAUUGCAUGAGGCUGCAAAGUUCAUGCAGGAUGCCAUUGAUGAAUUUCAGGGCACUACUGAAGAAGGUCGUGUAAUUAUUGCUAAUGCCAAUCUAGCGUUGUACAGGGGAGAUACAAAAUUAGCCUUAGAACUUCUUCAGAGCAUAGGACCAGGCCAAACAUAUUACCAGCAAGCACACUGUAAGAUGGCUGAUAUUCACCUCAAUCAGCACAGAGAUCGGCGUGCAUUUGCUGAAUGUUUCCGUGAACUGGUAGAGAAUUCACCUGGUCCUCAGAGUUUUGUGAUGCUUGGUGAUGCAUAUAUGUCCAUUCAGGAACCAGACAGAGCUAUUGAGGCUUAUGAACAGGCUCUGAAACGCAACCCUCGUGAUGCAGCUCUUGCUUGCAAGAUGGGAAGGGCUCUUGUAAAAACUCAUCAGUAUGGUAAAGCUAUUAACUAUUAUAAGGAAGCAGUGAAAGGGGAAGGUGCUGGCCAAUUGAAACUUGACAUGGCAGAACUAUACAUGAAGUUGAGACAAAACGAUAAGGCUGAGAAAGCCCUUACCCAGGAGCUGGAAAGUAAAGUUGACAGCAGUGACAUGUUAGCGCUGACUGCCAGAACCAAGCUGCUCUUAUUGUUGGCAAAGGUGCGUGAGAAAGCUGGAAAUAUUCAGGCAUCUCUUACAACACUGAAAGAUGCUCGUGAAAAUCAGAGUCGUGUGCUGAAAAGAACAAUGAUUGAACAUUCUGGUGGGAGUAUCGAGGAACGUCAAGUGGCUGCAAACAUCUGUCAGCAAAUGGCAGAAUAUGCCAGUAUGUUGAGAGACCAUGACGCUGCCAUUCGCUUCUAUAAGGAGGCUCUUGCUUACUCACCAGAAGAUACGAACACAUUGGUUGCCUUGGCCAGACUGUAUAUGCAGGUAAAUGAUUUGGAGCAAUGUCAGAACAGCUGCAUGACUUUGCUCAAGGCAGACAGCAACAAUGAGGCAGCUACUGUGAUGAUGGCUGAUCUGGCUUUUAGGAAAGUGGACUUUGAGACAGCUGCUUUCCAUUUCCAGCAGUUGCUUCAAAGACGUCCUGAUUAUUGGACUGCUCUUGCAAGGUUAGUUGAAGUGAUGCGCAGGACUGGGAAUUUGGAAGAGGUACCAUUCUAUCUGGACAAAGCAGAGGCUGCUUGUCAGCGUGCUAAUCAAGAGGCUGGUCUCGCUUACUGCCGAGGCCUUUAUGAAUGGUAUUCUGGAAAUGCAAAUUCUGCUCUCCGUCACUUUAAUGGAGCACGACGUGACCCUGAAUGGGGUCAACAAGCAGUUUAUAAUAUGAUUGAGAUCUGCCUUAAUCCUGAUGAUGAAACGUUAGGAAGUGAGUCAAUGGAAAGAGAGGAUGAAGAAUUCCGAAGUUCCCGUGAAAUGGCUUUAAGGAUGGCUGAACGGCUUCUGAAAGAACUUCAGCCUCGUCCAGGUGGUAUUGGUGGAGAUGAAGUUUUAAAUCAUCGUCUUCUUGGUAACUUCUUGCUUUUGGCGACCCGUAAGAAACCAAAUGUUGAGCAGGCAUUGCAGGAUUUUGCAUCUCUUGCUAGUCAGGAUGCUUACAGGGAUCAUGUUGGUACUGCUCUUGGCUUAGCAACAGCUUACAUGUUGCUCAAACAAACACCACGAGCAAGGAAUCAGUUGAAGAGAGUUGCAAAGAAUGUGUGGAACUUUGAGGAUGCAGAAUAUUUAGAACGCUGUUGGUUGCUGUUAGCAGACAUAUACAUUCAGAACAACAAGUAUGAUAUGGCAAGUGAACUGCUCCGUCGUGUAUUGCAGCAUAACAAGGCAUGCACUAAAGCAUACGAGUAUGCAGGUUAUAUAGCCGAAAAAGAUCAAGCAUACAGAGAUGCUGCAAACCAGUAUGAAUAUGCCUGGAAAUAUGGAGGUAAGGCAAACCCUACAAUUGGGUACAAGCUUGCAUUUAAUUACAUGAAAGGCAAGAGAUAUGCUGAUGCCAUUGAUGUAUGUCAGCAGGUACUGAAAAUACAGCCUGAUUAUCCUCGCAUACGCAAAGAGAUUUUGGAGAAAUCAAGGAACAAUCUAAGAACUUAAGAAAAUACUUAAAUUACACAUU
Cryptotermes secundus is the source of this 4719-nucleotide messenger RNA. RefSeq names its product tetratricopeptide repeat protein 21B. Gene Ontology annotation, biological process: protein localization to cilium; intraciliary retrograde transport. Gene Ontology annotation, cellular component: intraciliary transport particle A. The record is from RefSeq and is a predicted model, not a curated record. Gene Ontology annotation, molecular function: protein binding. The transcript is spliced from 5 exons. Bases 663 to 4697 code for a protein of 1344 amino acids. NCBI's taxonomy places the organism in Eukaryota, Metazoa, Arthropoda, Insecta, Blattodea, Kalotermitidae.